Pogona vitticeps (central bearded dragon) is the source of this 2898-nucleotide messenger RNA. RefSeq names its product TRAF3 interacting protein 2 (gene TRAF3IP2). The record is from RefSeq and is a predicted model, not a curated record. Gene Ontology annotation, biological process: positive regulation of canonical NF-kappaB signal transduction; humoral immune response. Lineage: Eukaryota; Metazoa; Chordata; Lepidosauria; Squamata; Agamidae.
GACCGAGCCAGUUCGGCAACUUGGGCUUACCUGACGGGGACAAGGAGAGGGAGGAGAGGAGCGGAGAAGCCCCAGAACCAUCCCAGGAGAUGAGGGGGAAAAGGAGACUCUGGGGGUUUGGUUUUGUUUUGUUUCUAAACGAGGUUUUCCCGUUCUUGGGAUUGUCCAAGUUUCCAUUUCCAGGGGGUACAUAUUUCCACGGAAUUCAUUUGGAAUAUUGAAAUGACUUCCUUAACAGUUUCUGCAAUGGGUCGAAGUAUACCAGUCGAAGUGGAUGAAUCGGGAGACUGGUCCCUAUUUACAGAACAUUCACCAUCUGAUGAAAAUAUAGAGAACCUGGCAUCAAUGGGAUCCUGUCUGUCUCACGCCACUUCACAUGCAGUAGCUGGGCAACCAUGCUUCUGCAAGCACCUUAACUGCGUAGGUCAUGACAGUGCUGCAGCAGAAGCAUAUGACAGUGUUCCUCAACAAAACCACCAGGCUUCCAGAAGGGAGACAUCUCCUGGCCCAUCCAGUGAAUCAACAGCCUCCUCCAGAGUUUAUUUUUGUUCUUCUGAUCCAGCCAACCAAUUGUUGAAAUCUCAACCUUCAGCUGAUUUUCUUGACACUGGGCACAAUGGUGGUAAUUUGCACAGAGGUUCUUCAUUAGGUAUUUCUCACAAUUCACAUAGUGAAGGUCAGGAGAAUGCAAAAUCAAGCCAGCCUCUGGAUAAUCAUUCACCACUAGACCUACAAACAGAAGACGCAGGAUAUGAUUCCCAACCUUUGGAUGUUAUGGGCAUCAGGCAGCUGGAACCUCCAUUGCCAUUGACAUCUGUCUUUAACCUGCAGGACCUUCCAAGGCCUUUGAUAUCCAGAGAGUAUCCACACAUGGAUCCUCAGCCAUAUCCUGUAGCUCCACGGGUACCUCAUCCAAAUGUUUCUCCACAGGCUCAGUGGCAUCCUAGAUACUACAAUCCUGGUGAUACAUACUACCAGAAUCCACAUGGGCAAACACCCUAUCUGCAUUUUGCACAUCCACCUCAUCUCAACCCUGCUCCUGGCCCAUGUGGAAGAUUCAUCCAUCCUGCUCAAAGAAUAAUCCCAAAUUAUUCUAGUCCUUAUUCCCGGAAGUGCAAUGAAGAAAGACUCCCAGAUAGAGAGAGCUUUUCUGCAGAAUUUCAGAGAUUCCAAGCCCAGUUUCAGAACUGGCAGCCCCACGGAGGAGCAUCCACCAAACCCUCUGAUGCCCAUAGGUGUCCUCCUGAUUCUUUGGCUCAGGUUAACAGCUCACUGAACCCAGCUGCUGUCCCAAGGAUUUGGAGUAACCCUGCAGUCAGAGGAACCCUGAAGACAAGUAAUUUGCCAGAAGAACUGCGUAAAGUCUUUAUAACCUAUUCUGUGGACACAGCUGAAGAGGUCAUGAAAUUGGUGAAUUUUUUGUCUGUAAAUGGUUUUUACACUGCUAUUGAUAUAUUUGAAGACACUAUCCGAGGUAUUGACAUCAUCAAGUGGAUGGAGCGUUACCUCAGUGAUAAGACAGUGAUGAUAAUCAUAGCAAUCAGUCCAAAAUACAGACAGGAUGUUGAAGGGGCUGAAUCCCAGCUGGACAAGGAUGAACAUGGCUUACAUACUAAGUACAUCCACAGGAUGAUGCAGAUUGAGUUUAUACAGCAAGGAAGCAUGAAUUUUAGAUUCAUUCCUGUGCUUUUUCCAAAGGCAAAGAAGGAACACGUACCCACCUGGCUUCAGAACACUCAUAUCUACAGUUGGCCCCAAAAUAAGAAGAACAUUUUGUUGCGGCUGCUGAGAGAAGAGGAGUAUGUAGCUCCUCCAAUAGGACCUUUACCCACUCUCCAGGUUGUUCCAUUGUGAGCAUACAUUAAAGUUCAUAUGAAGCCGUUGCUCUUGGCCAGCAGCCAGGGUUUUUCUGGCUUUGCCUUCUGCAUGAUGAAAAGCAUGUGUAAUCUCUCUCUCUCCCUACUCCCACUAAUAGAAUGUCUUGGGGUAAUGCAAACCACAUGUUUUCUUUUAUGCUGAGUGUUUCCUUCUGCAACUGAUCAGGGACACUGCUUCUCUGUCACCGUUUAAACAAACUGCAGAUGGAAAGAACGUCACCAUCACAAGGGUUUUUUUUUCCUUCCAAUCUUUUCCAAGAAACUUGCAAAUCUGUGGUAGGACAUAUAAAUUCUGUAAAUGAUGCUGAAAUAAGCAAAACAAUUACAUCCACUUGUUUGCUCAGGAUUCCUUUUGUUGUCUGCCAAAUGUUCUUGAAUUGUGUGAUGGUCUCCCACAGUCAUUUCACGUACACAAUAAAAGAGUUACCAUUCAUAUGGCCUGCCAUUUUUAUCACUGUGGAGACAUAGGGGUUUAACACUUUCAUUGUGAGUAAACAUAGACACCCUAGUCAUUGGUUAAGUACAUUACUCUGCUGGUUCUGUACCUUGUUGCUGCUCUUUGAAACAAUGACACAGCCAUUUAAUGCUAGAUUGGAGGAGCAUAAACACAAACCUGGCACCACCUCUACUCUUUCCAAACUGCCUACAGCUUCCUUCAUCUUAGAACAGAGUAAUAUUGCACUCAGGGCAGGGCAGUUGCAAACCCAUUUAUCCCAUAAUGUGUAGGAUCAUUACAUCUGUGACAACCAAUGGUGGCAUAAACCAGUGGGAUCCAUAUUGUGGCCAGCAGCUGGUGAGAUGAACAGACCUAGCGAAAGUUACUUUUUGGACUACAGCUUUAUUUUGUACUCCAAAAGGUAACUUUCGCUAGCUCUGCUCAUCUCAUUUCCAAGCUUUAGAGAUGAGGUGGAGAACAAUAGGCAUCUAUGGGACUGCUGGAUUGAAUGUUCAACUUGGCUGAAUGUGCUAAUUAAUGUUCACCUUACAAACAUAACAGUAGCAACAUUAUCAACAAAAAAAA